Molecule: messenger RNA, 1638 nt
Organism: Mycotypha africana
Lineage: Eukaryota; Fungi; Mucoromycota; Mucoromycetes; Mucorales; Mycotyphaceae
Exons: 5
Coding region: 1-1638 (545 amino acids)
Source: RefSeq, a predicted model, not a curated record
AUGUUACAAGCGUCGAAAUCACCUUUCUCCUCAAUAACACCAAGAAGGCGACAAUUUCCUGACGAUAGAGUAGAGGCACUUAUCACUCAACUUUUCAAAAGUACUGCCAAAGGAAAGACGCAUAAGACUGCCAAAGCAGCCGAAUGGCUGCAAUUCAUGGAACACAUCAAUCCUUCCAUGUUUGUUCUUACUGACCGACAACUUGUUCACUUGUCACGAUUCGCCAUUGCAAACCAAGAGGUUGACAUGACAAUCGCAGAGUUCAACCGCUUGAUACACCAAGUGAAAAAGGAAGUCCCGAGCACCAUCUACGACCAACGCACAGAUAGUGCAGAAUUAGACAGCGACCAGGACAUCGAAACUGAUAAUGACAAUAUGAAUGAUGAAGAGGAAGAGGAAGAAGAAGUAGAAGAUCCUACACAAUAUGAGCCUUACUAUGUAGAAAAUGAUCAACAAAAACAAAAACAACAACGCAAAAGUAAUAGAGCUUUACUACAUUCGUUUCAAAAUCGACAUGAUCUUUUUCAGCCUUUGGAUGCUACAAGGGCCUUCUCCUCUGCAGGCGCUUCAAGUCUUUUUGAGGAUAAAGAAAGUUUGAAUCAUCCUGAUUCAGCUAACUUCCUGUUACCAGUGCGACGACAGAGUAAAGAACCCGAAUUUGAUUAUGAGCAGUUGACUGAAUUGAAUUUGCUAAAAAGGGACAAAGCUGAAUUAACAACUCGUUUACAAGAGUUUAAUAAGAGAGUGGGCCAGAUGGAAUUAGAAGUGGAACAGCAAAAAAUACUUUCGAACGAACUAAAGCAAAAAGAAUUUGAGCAUCUCAAAAAAUUGAAAGAAUUACAAGAGCUGGUUGAGGAAUAUAAAGCAAAAAGUAUGAUAGCAGAGAGGCAGCUUCAAGAAAAAGACGAAGAGAUCAAUAAGUUAAAGACGGCAUUAGGAAAUACUGAAGCAGGCGAAUUGUUUGAUGAAACCAAAAUGCUUUAUGAAGAGCUUCAAAAGGAAAUGGAGUCUCAAAAAGAUCUGAAGAAGCAGUUAGAGUCGCUCAAAGAAGCAAACACUGAACUGGAAUCAAAAUUACUAGAGCAAGAACAAAAUUCCGCUAAAAUUUCCAAGGCUGCUGAGGAAGAGAUAGCUCGCUUAAAAAAGACGAAUGAAGACCUGACGAAAGAAGUGCAUGCUACUAAAUCGAAAGCAAUUGCACAGGAAGCUCAUUUGAAUGAUAUUAUACGACAACAGGGGGAACGAUCCGUGGCAGUAAAAGCAAAGGCUGAUCAAGAGUUCCAACAGUUACAAGAACAAUUAUCUGAUCUCAAUAUGCUUCAACAAAAAUAUGGCGAACAAAGCAAAGCCUUAGAGGCAGUAGAAGAACAACGCAUUGCUGAAAUCAGGCAGCUUGAAGAAGAAUUGGAGGACGCAAAGAAACUAUUGACCGGCACCAAAAAGACGGCAACUCAAAAUGUACUCUCUUGGCUCUCUUGGGUGUUGAUGUUUUUCCUAUGUUAUGUAGUCUCUCAAAUUAGCGUUUACGUACAAGUGAACCAAACACGCCCCGGUGCGUAUACUGCUCCGUUCCAGUUCAUGGAUACUAUCUGUGAGUGGUUAUUGGCAGAAGACUUUGUGCCUUCAGUUAAUACAUAG